UAAGACUCCGAAUUGGAUCAGUAUGUUAGCGUCAGAAUCGAGCAAUGCAUGCCGCCUUCUCUUAAGUAUUGGCGAAACUGUGGUAUCUACAAAACUACUUGUUUAGGAAGUAUAUCGUAUAUGGAACUGGAAGUGUAGACAUUUUGAUCGUGAAAACAUCACUUCACAGUUCCAUAGGGUCAACUACUUCCAUUGAUAUACUCGUAUAUAACCAAAUCUUACACCUGAUUAAAAAUAGGAAAAUAAUCACCAGCAUGGCUGUACUCUUUCCGUGUGUGAAAGUACAAUGCCAGCUGCCUGCGUGGACCGUCGUGCUGUAUUUGACAGUUCUGUUAUGUGCAGCAAAUGCAGACACCUCGUACAACUCCUUCACAAAAAACUUACAAGUGGCACAAGAAGUAGAAGGAUCUGCUUUAAGUUCCGGUCUUUUGGUCGAAAUUGCAACGAGAUCAAAUCUGGAAUGCGGCAUAAGGUGUUUUGCUACUUCCGGUUGCAGAGGAUUUAUUUCCAGUGGCGUGGCUCCCGGUACCAAAUGCCAGCUGUUUGACAGGACUCUUCGGAAGCUGCAUACUCCAGUGUCUGACAGUACUGCUCUCUACUUUCGGAUGGACAUCGUUAACUGCCCACUCAGUUUCACCAACUACAGCGGUAUGUGCUUCAAGGAAUACACCACGCCUAUGACGUGGACACAGGCAAUGACGUCAUGUCAGCAGGAGGGUGGAUAUCUCUUCGAUGUAUCUACUGCAGACAGACAAACGUUCGUACAAGGCGCAUUUGACAUCAAUUUUGACUAUCAUCUCGGAGGAUUUCUGGAAAACGGUAAUUGGAUAUGGCCAGACGGCUCCCUGAUGUCGGCCGGAUACACAAACUGGGAAUCAACUCCAACGACUGGGGGAUGUCUCAAAGUUCAAACUGGAGGAUCAUUUUUCUGGACUGACAUAGAUUGCAACGCAGACCUAUUGAGAUCAGUGUGUGAAAUCAAAAUACCAAACAGUUAACUGCAAUAACGUGUAGUGUUUGUGUAGAUGUACCGGUGAUUAAAAAAUACGAAUCCUUCAAACUAUGAACCUACAGGCUUUACUUUUACAUGUAUUUUUUAUAUUUCCUCUUUCACAGUUUUGUACAACCUUACAAAGACAUCAUGUCCGGUGAAUCAUAUGAAAAUAUGACAUAAACAGUGAUAUUACAAAGGUGUUCAAUUUAAUUAAGCUGUCAAAUUGGUAUAAAUUAAAAUACAUGAUAAAGUUGCAUGGACGGUUUGCGGGUAAACACGAAUAUGAGAAAAAGUGGCAUGACCCACGUUAUCUUAAAGUAAAAAUGCAUGAUAUCAGUUCGUCUACCCGCACAAACGCAAUAUAUUAACCGAAUACCGAUGAUAUAAAAAUAUGUAGAUACGAAAGAAAAUUAUGAGGUACAAUGUAGUAAAAUGUCUUCGGUCAUCGUACAUGUAUUAAAGGAUUUGUGCAACAGUGGUCAAAAAUGUGUCAAAAUAAUCUAUAAACUCAUUUAAAUAACCUUUUUUUACGGGAAUGUAAUUCAACAUUCCGAUAAUGUAUAAUUGUUUCGUUUAUGGGCUGAUGUUGUAGCGCGGAGAACACCAAGCUGGAGUUAAUGAGCUCGCUGGUCACGUGAUCGCGUGACGUCAUAAUAGGACGAGGGUUUCCCCAAGCUAUCCUUAGCCUCUCGCGUACUUGACCUUGGCUCACUUCGAUAUCUAAUGAAAACUUCGUAAAUUUAUCAACAAACACCAUGUCAGAUACCGAUAGCGAUGUUCCUGAAGUUGGGGGUGAGCUUGAUAUUUUACCCUACCAAUUUGAACCCGCGAGAAAACACGUAGAUCGAGUUACAGAAGAAAUGUAUUCGUCACAAUCAGAGACAGACGAGUCUGAUGACGGGGACGACCAUGCCAGGGCACGAGACAUCCGCACAGACAACAUCGCAUGGUAUGUCACCUCAAGAAAAUGAGAAAUAAAAUAUAACUACGAGUACAUGUUUUGUUGAAGAAAUCGCAAACUUCCGAUUUAUGUCGAAAUGAUUGCCAAAACAGCAAAAGUUUUUCUCUUGAUUCCCAUUCUCCCUGCCCCUCCCUAGGCCUAAACGCGGAAACGUUCAACAUCUUUCAUAAGCCGAUUGAGGAUUACCGAUUUUAAAUGUAUUUUGUUUAUAACAAAGAAAAGAAAUAAAUGUUCACAGGAAAAUACUUCAUAUGUGCAUACAUAAUCACAUAUUUAUAACGUCUUUUCGCGGAAUCAGAUUCAAGGCUAGAUAAAAGAUGAAGUAAAUUUAUA
Messenger RNA from Mizuhopecten yessoensis (Yesso scallop), 2288 nucleotides. RefSeq lists its product as uncharacterized. The transcript is spliced from 3 exons. The coding region runs from base 255 to 998 and encodes 247 amino acids. The record is from RefSeq and is a predicted model, not a curated record. NCBI's taxonomy places the organism in Eukaryota, Metazoa, Mollusca, Bivalvia, Pectinida, Pectinidae.